Molecule: messenger RNA, 1308 nt
Organism: Lathyrus sativus (Indian pea)
Lineage: Eukaryota; Viridiplantae; Streptophyta; Magnoliopsida; Fabales; Fabaceae
Source: the annotation of a GenBank genome assembly
AUGGAUACCGUUCGAGUCAUCUCCAAAGAUAUAAUCAAGGCACCAAAACCAUAUAAUCAAAACAUUGACUUGACUCCAUGGGAUCUCUCAUUCCUACUACUUGCACCAGGCAAAAAAGGCCUUCUUUAUCACCAUCCUGUAGAAGAAAACCAUAUUCUUCGACUGAGACAAACUCUAUCAUCUGUCCUUGUGUUUUUCCCACCCCUUGCCGGUCGUCUUGAAAUAAUAGAAUACAAAGACAACACUGCGUCGUGUUCGAUCGCCUGCAAUAACGCAGGUGUACUCUUUGUCCAUGCUACAACUGAGAACACCUGUGUCGCUGAUAUCCUUGAAUCUACAUAUGUACCUCCUAUUGUCGAUUUAUUUUUUCCGUUCAUCGGGGUUAGAAACCACGAAGGCACGUCACAACCAUUGGUGGCAGUACAAGUGACGGAGUUAGUUGACGGUAUCUUCAUUGGCUUUACAUUCAACCAUGUGGUUGCUGAUGGAAAGUCUUCUGGUGAUUUCAUUAAUUCAUGGGCUGAAAUCUCACGUGGCUGUUGCGAUCAAAUAUCGAAACUCCCAUCAUUCGAACGUUGGUUUCCGGACGAUGUUCAGCGUCCUAUACGAUUUCCUUUCAGUGUGGAGUCACACAAGAAUGAAUCUGAUAAGUUAAAUUUCUCGUCAUUACAUGACGAGAAAUUUAACUUAUCAGAGAGGCUGUAUCAUUUCACAAAUGAGAAAAUAAUGGAAUUGAAAUUCAAAGCCAAUGCAAUGAUUGGUACAAACAAAAUAUCUUCUCUGCAAGCGCUUUUAACACACCUUUGGUGCUGUGUAAUACGUUCCAAACAACUUGACCCACAAGAAGAAGUUCACUGUAGAGUCUUGAUAGGAGCUAGACUAAGGCUUCUGCCACUAUUGCCAGAAGAUUAUUUUGGAAAUGCAGGUAAAGUUGGCGGGGUUACCAUGAAAGCAGGUGAGUUGUUGGAGGAAGGUGCGCUUGGUAAAGGUGCUUGGGAGAUUCACAAAAUGAUUUCUUCGCAAUCGAAUGAGAAGUUCAAGGACCACUAUGAAUCUUGGUUAAGAAAUCCAAUCUUGCCUAAUCCUGAUGGUAUAAGUAACAAUAGUUCAUUGGCCAUUGGCAGCUCCCCACGAUUUGAUUUUUAUGGUAAUGAUUUUGGAUGGGGAAAACCUGUGGGAGUUCGUUAUGGGAAUAAAUUAAAUGGAAUGGUCAGUGUAUUUGAGGGAAUAGAAGAAGGGAGCAUUGACCUUCAAGUGUGUCUUCCUCACAAGAUUUUGGAAGCAAUGGGAAAUACUAUUAUUUCAUAG